Ceratitis capitata (Mediterranean fruit fly) is the source of this 536-nucleotide messenger RNA. Its product is annotated as neuropeptide F-like. The transcript has 4 exons. The record is from RefSeq and is a predicted model, not a curated record. Lineage: Eukaryota; Metazoa; Arthropoda; Insecta; Diptera; Tephritidae. Bases 87 to 371 code for a protein of 94 amino acids.
CUGUGUGCACAUUCAGUGCUUACUGAGUGAAAAGUUAAAAUCUGUUUAAAAUAUUUCUAAAGCUUUUACCGCUACCAAUAGAGACAAUGUCAUCUACACAGCGCAUUUGCUUUCUUGUAAUUAUGGUUAUUAUGCUCUUGACCGCUCACAGUGUUUCAGCUAGCAAUUCUCGUCCACCGCGGAAUAACGAUAUAAGUAACAUGGCCGAUGCACUCAAAUAUCUACAGGAUCUCGAUACGUAUUAUGCUGAUCGAGCACGCGCCAGAUUUGGUAAGCGCACACCCUUGGUACAACUCUUAAGGCAACACUUACUCGAUAAUCCCGAACUGGUACACCCAGCAGAUGCUAAAACAUUAGAUGAGAUUUAUUAGAAAUUAAUUUAAUGUCACAUUAAAAGCAUUAGUAACUGCAACACGAGGAUGCUGAGGAAGAAAUGAGUAGACUGAAGCCAAGUCACAUCGGAUAUAUACAAAAUUUAAGUAGAACUUUUGGAACACAUUAUUUAUUGAUAUAAUCUUUUCAAUUGUAUAUAUGUA